This is a messenger RNA of Osmia lignaria (orchard mason bee), 2273 nucleotides long. Its product is annotated as dim gamma-tubulin 3. Gene Ontology annotation, biological process: microtubule organizing center organization; spindle assembly. Lineage: Eukaryota; Metazoa; Arthropoda; Insecta; Hymenoptera; Megachilidae. Gene Ontology annotation, cellular component: HAUS complex; mitotic spindle; microtubule organizing center. The record is from RefSeq and is a predicted model, not a curated record.
CAUUUUUAUAUUUUCACAAUAAAUGAAAGGAAAUAUUUUAAAUAUAAUUUAAAUACCAUGAGACGUUAACGUAUUUGCGCUAACCCAUGCACCGGACACCACCGCACACGUGGUUACUACUGUCUACCAAUCACAAGAAGUCCCAUGAGAAUAACGCAAUCUGAUUGGUUGCGCCCCACCUCAGCUCACACAUGCUUUCGGUCGUGACGUAUGAUUGAUCGAAGCGAUCAGUCUACUUGAGCUUGAGCCUACUAAUUGGGCUCGUGUAGAACAGUGCAAACCGAACUGCGCAAGUGUAAACAACUUUCAAACUUUAUUCAACGACAAUUACAAGGUGUAUUUGUUAACAUUUCAUUAAACUUUUGCCAAAACAUGAGCAUAUCUGGCAAAAUUCUUUACGACAAGGUCCGAAAUUUACAUUCGGAUCUUUCAAGUGUUAUAACACCAGAAAUAUUAGAAAAAACUUGCAAUGAACCUGUGGUUCAACCGUUUUUGAAAUGGUUCUGUGGAAAUGUGAAUUCCUUCAAUAUUAUUUCAAACGAGGAUAUUCAAAUAAAAAACAAGCUACAAGGGACAAAUGAAUGGUUGGAAGGUACCGAAUUAGAUAAUGCAUUGGAAGAAGCUACUAGAAGCUGUCCUGAUUUAUUAAAAAUUAUUUCAUUUGAUAAUCUGGAUAUAGAUGGCCUAUUUUCAGAACUUGAAAUAGCCAAAAAUGCAUAUGUGGAGGAUGAAAAUUAUAUUAACACCUUGCAAAAUGGAAUUGAAAAUUUAAAAAAGUUAGAGAGUAAAUUAGAUGAAGAUUUGGAAAAGGAAGAAGCAAUUUUGAGCAGAGAAUACAUUAAAGCAGACAAAGCGUAUAUGGAAUGUUCUGCAAUUGUGAAGGAAUUUGAUGAAAGCAAUCAUAAAUUUUCUAAAGAAAUUAAAUGUUUGUUAAACGUAUAUGCAGAUGCUGCUGAAAAUAAAGGUGCACCAUUACUGUGGACCCAAAUGCCAUUGGAACUUUUUAUUAGUAAAAUAGAAUUAUAUAAUCAUUAUUUAGAUGUUUACAUAGAACAGCAGUUUAAAAAUAUACACAAAGAAGAACUGAAGACUGACUCCAAUUAUGUUUCUCUAAUGUAUAAUAGCAAAGAAAAAUAUAUAGAUAACGAAAAGCUGCAAGAACUGUCGCUAUGCAACAAAACUUUAACCAACGCAAAAAUAAAAUUAAUUCUAGCUAAAGUACAGGAAGACUCCUAUAUAGCAAUGUUAAACCAUGUACAAAAUAUUUACAAUUCAGGGAACUUGAAAAUACCAAGACAAUCUGAAUUGAGAACAGAAAUUUCAAAGUUAACUAGAAAAAGAGAUCUCUUAGAAGAAAAUGUCUCUCUGUUGCAAGAACAUCAAUUGACAGAAAUUGUCCAACAAUUUACAGAGCUAGAAAUAACUAAAAUAUUGAAAGAAAAUGCUGAUACAAAGCUCGAAGAAACGAAACUUUCUUUAGAAAGACUUAAAAACUUGCGAUAUCUUGCAAGGGAACAUGGUCAUGCCUACACAGAUUUAUUAUGCAUCUUGAUGGAAAUGCAGUUUCAUCGUCUGAAAAAUGUUUCUGAAUUCGUAGCCGAUGUCUACCAUUAUUUGAAAAUGGAAUACUUACUGUCUUCUGCAAGAUGUGAAAGUAUGCAACAGGAACAAACCAAGUAUUUUUAUCUUGUGAAUUCUUCUUCAAAAGAACAUAAUUCUUUCAAUCAGUUCUUCAUUUCUAUGAUAUUUAAUGGUGAUAAUACGUGUUCAUUAAAUUCUGCAUUAGAUAGAUACAACGAAAUCAUGGAUGAAAAUAAAAACAAGAAACAAUUAAUACUAAAAGCACAUUUCAAUUCUAAAAUUCAUAAAUUGGAAGUAUGGGAAAAUGAAGUACUUUUACAGUACAUGGAUGAAAUUCAUAAAGGAUGUACAUUCUCAUUUGAACCAAUUUCUUAUGAAUUAGAAACUUGUUAUGGUGAAACAUCUAAUAAUUUACAAAAGAUACAAGCUGAUGUAAGAAAAAUAAGAAAUCAAAUGAAGGAACGAGUGAAAGCUGAUGUAAGCUUUGAACGAGAAAAGAAUAUUCUCUGGCAACGGUUUUUAGUUGAUUCUGAAACAUUGAAAAGGAUACACAAAAAAAUGAAAGAAACCGCUAAUAAAUCCUGCUUUGCACAAGUUUGAGAAUUAGUGAAAAUAGAUGUAGUUUGAAAUUGAUUAAUUGAAUAAUAAUAUUAAUAUUGGUUUGUAACAUAAACUUAUUCGGUUAAACUUAA